AUGGGAGAAAUAUCCAUAUCAAAAUUUGGCUCAGUAUAUGAUUCUUUUAAUCAUAAUAAUGAAAAUUUAAACUUUACAUAUUUAGCUCAAUUUGUUACUUAUAUUACAAAGCGUGGUUUGAACACCGGCCAACCUGUAUUUUGCUCGAAUUAG
This is a messenger RNA of Dentiscutata erythropus, 153 nucleotides long. The record is from the annotation of a GenBank genome assembly. Lineage: Eukaryota; Fungi; Glomeromycota; Glomeromycetes; Diversisporales; Gigasporaceae.